Messenger RNA from Dermochelys coriacea (leatherback sea turtle), 7035 nucleotides. It is a transcript of the gene FRS2, whose product is annotated as fibroblast growth factor receptor substrate 2. The transcript has 7 exons. The record is from RefSeq and is a predicted model, not a curated record. The coding region runs from base 1632 to 3158 and encodes 508 amino acids. Gene Ontology annotation, biological process: cell surface receptor protein tyrosine kinase signaling pathway. NCBI's taxonomy places the organism in Eukaryota, Metazoa, Chordata, Testudines, Dermochelyidae. Gene Ontology annotation, cellular component: cytoplasm; cell-cell junction.
AUAUUCACCUAAACCAGCCACUGUGCCCUGAUGCAUGAGCUCCAAGGAGAAAACGUUGCACACUACAUAUAAAUUAUCACGUUAUAUUUGAAGAGGACCAAGAAUUUCCAAAACUGAAAUAAUUUUAAUGGUGCUUUCUUGUUCAAACAAACCUUAAAAGCCAACAUUGGGGUUUCUGUUCUGGCCUCUUCUUUCAGAAAGAUAUAGUUUAAACUGACAGGAAUUCAGAGGAGACUAAUACAAUGAUUAAGGAUCUGGAGGGAUUGUUCUAUGAAUAAAGAUUAAAAUAGUUUACACAGGUAUGGAUUGGCUAAAUAAUUAUAUCAGAUGGGGUGGACCUGGACAUAUCAGUCUAUAAGUAUCUUGAAGAUGUGAACACCAAGGAAAAAAAGUAAAUUGUUCAGAGUGGCACAAAGGAGUGGAACAGGGCAUAGUGUGACUAAAUUUAAGCAAAGGAAAAUUUAGACAGAAUAUUUGGAAAAACCUUCCUAACAGAAAGAUGUAUUUGAUUAUGGAAAAGUCUCCGAAGAUAAAUUGUGGAAAGAUCAUUGAGACUGUUAAAACUAGACAUACAGAGGACUGAAAAACAAAAUGUAUGGAACAAUCCUACGCUACAAAGGAGGGAUGGGCUACAUGACCUAAUUGGGUCUCUUCUGUGUCUAACUACUGGGACAAUAGUGUGGCUUAAACAGCUCAAAAUCCUCUUGGAGUUGAUGUCACCUGACUCACAUAGAGGAUGGACCAGUCCAGCAGCCUACAAUGGUGUAAUCAAAUCACAGGAAAGAAUUGAUUAUAUUUUAUAAAUUGUGUUGUGCAUGUUCCCCCAGUUCUUACAACAAAUUUGUCUUUAAGAUUAAUUUACAUUUCCUGCUUCAUAUAUAGGAUUUAUUUUAAUUAUUUCUAUGUUUAUCCCAUUUAAUUUUUAUUAUUUGUAUUGUGUACCAUCCAAAAACUGCAUUCAGGAUCAGGGUCUCGCUUUGCUAGGUGCUUUACAAAUACAGGACUCCAACCUGUAAGUAGUUUAUUUCCCCAGUCCUGUAGACACGACUGAGGAAGUAAAUGGGGACUCCACAUGUGGUCUCUGGGUAUAUAAAUAUGAGAAGCAGUAGGGUCCUGUAUCCAGUUCUGGUGUCUACAUUUUAAAAAGGAUCUGAAAAAUAGAGGGUGCAGAAAAGAGCCAUACAAAUUAUUUGGGGGCUGGGUUUUAAAGUGAGACACUUUUUGUAUAGUCUUUUUUAAUGAGUUUUUAGGUCUUGACCCGUCUUAGUAUUUGUCUUGCCAUUUUCUACUUUUAUAUUUAAUCUUAUCCUUAUCUAGCUAUUUGAAGUAUACCCUUUUUAAUGUAACCCUUGUCUUUUACUAUUGCAUAUUUUACCCCAGUCUUUUCUAUUUUUAAAUUUGUUUUGAACUCUUGCCUGUUUUCAAGGUGGAUGACAGAUGAAUGAUGGAAAGUUUGUUGCUGCUGAAGGUGUUUGAAUUGCUGCUGAACUUGAUAGAAUGCAAGUUCAAGUGGUUGCUAAUGUGAGACGACAACAUGCCAUUUUGAAGUAUGACAGAAGUCCUGAUGCUGCAGCAGAGGCUAGGAAUAUUAAUGGCCAAAUCUAGAGAUUACAUGGUCUUCUAAAGAAGCCAUGGGUAGCUGUUGUAGCUGUCCAGAUAAAGAGACUGUCCCAGACAACCAUCGAAACAAGUUUAAGGUCAUUAACGUAGAUGAUGAUGGUAAUGAACUGGGUUCUGGCGUAAUGGAACUUACAGAUACAGAACUAAUUUUAUACACCCGUAAACGGGAUUCCGUAAAAUGGCACUACCUCUGUCUCCGUCGCUACGGCUAUGAUUCAAAUCUCUUUUCUUUUGAAAGUGGUCGAAGAUGUCAAACUGGACAAGGAAUCUUUGCCUUUAAGUGUGCUCGUGCAGAAGAAUUAUUUAAUAUGCUACAAGAGAUCAUGCAGAACAAUAGCAUAAAUGUGGUAGAAGAACCAGUAGUAGAAAGGAAUCAUCAUCAAACUGAGUUGGAAGUUCCAAGAACCCCUCGAACACCCACCACUCCUGGGUUCAGUGCACAAAGUUUACCUAAUGGGUAUCCCAGAUAUCCCUCCUUUGGAGAUGCUUCAUCACAUCCUUCCAGCAGACAUCCCUCUGUAGGAAGUGCACGGCUUCCGUCAGUAGGUGAAGAGUCAACGCAUCCAUUGCUUGUAGCAGAGGAACAAGUGCACACCUAUGUCAACACUACUGGUGUACAAGAAGAAAGAAAAAAUAGAUCAAGUGUGCAUGUACCGCUGGAAUUAAGGCUUUCUAAUGUUGAAACAAGCAAGACAACAGAAGAUCAGAAUUGCACUGAUGACAGAGAUGCUCAGGUCCUUCUGGAGCCUGAAGGAGUCAAAUUUGUUUUAGGACCAACACCUGUUCAAAGACAAUUAAUGGAAAGAGAGCAACUGGAGCAACUUGGGAGAGACCAAGUUAGUGGCAGCAGUACAAACAACUCUGAAUGGGACACUGGGUACGACAGUGAUGAACGUAAAGAAACACCUUGUGGUAAUAAACUAAUGUAUGAAAAUCUAAAUAGAUUAUCAAUCCCUAGUGCCUCAGGAGUCAGGAGAGGUCGUCUGACAUCAACAUGUACCUCAGAUACCCAGAAUAUUAACAACUCUGCUCAAAGGAGAAUUGCAUUGUUAAACUAUGAAAACUUGCCAUCUUUGCCUCCUGUUUGGGAAGCCCGCAAGCUAAGUAGAGAUGAAGAUGACAAUUUAGGACCAAAGACCCCGUCUCUGAAUGGCUACCACAAUAACCUAGAUCCAAUGCAUAAUUACGUAAAUACAGAGAAUGUAACUGUGCCAGCAAGUGCUCAUAAAAUAGAAUUUACACGACGUCGGGACUGUACACCAACAGUCUUUAACUUUGAUAUUAGACGUCCAAGUUUAGAACACAGGCAGCUCAAUUAUAUACAGGUUGACUUGGAAGGUGGCAGUGACUCCGACAACCCUCAGACUCCAAAAACUCCUACCACUCCACUUCCACAAACUCCAACCAGGCGCACAGAGCUGUAUGCUGUGAUAGACAUUGAAAGAACUGCUGCUAUGUCAAGUUUGCAGAAAGCACUGCCACGAGAUGAUGGUACGUCUAGAAAAACUAGACAUAACAGUACUGACCUGCCUAUGUGAAACCGGGAAGCAUUAAAUCAUUUGCACCUUUUGUGAAGUUUAUAAAAUUGAAGAUGCAAAUACUUCAUUUGCAUUUCUUAACAAUAACGCUUUUUAUAGAGUAAUAGACUUUUUUCUGAAUACUUCAUGUGCUUGUCUAACAAAAGGGAAAUUUAGAGCAGGUACUCAUUAAAUGACACCAUUUUAUUCUACAGUAAUAGUAAUUGUUGUGUAGAAGCAUUGCCACUUUUCACAGUGCCUCUUUACUUGGUUAGAGUUGGAGUGACUGCCAGUUCUGAAGUUAUCAAUAUUCUGGCCAUGUGCCUAUAGUCAUUGUUUUAACAUUUUAUAAAGCCUCUUGAUGUGCGUUAUUAGCUGAUAGCCCUAAUCUUGCAAGGUUGAUAUUUGUACCUUCACUCUCCAUUAAUGUGGCCGCCUCCAAUAUGAGAGGUGUGAGUAAUUCAUUAUUCAAUCAGUUUGACUUACAUGGUACAUAUUGGCUCAUGUGAAGGGAUAUAAAUGCCAUGCUUCCUUGUAUAUGUCAGUUCAUUUUUUGAAGUCAUUUGGACAAGCUUCAGAUUCUUGAAGGUUUUUUAAAUUUCUCUAACAUUGAGGGGUUACAUCAAGUUCCCUUGGUCAGAGAUAGAGUUGGGUCUGAAAUAAGCCAUAAGUCAUUUCCACUAGAAAAGAUAUUUCCAAGUGGUAGUAUCAAGCUUCCUGAACAGUUUUACAGAAUUUUAAUCUGAGUUUUCUGAAGGAAUACAAAGGUUGAAUAUAUCUGUGAUUUUUAAGGUGUUCUUUAAUUUCACAGUUCUGCUCACCUUUCCAUCUUCAUGUGUGGGAUGUCUUUUGACCUGUUCUGGAUUGUCUGUAGCUUAAGAACAGUUAAGUUUUUGUGUAUAACUUCAAUGAUUGUUUAGGGUUUUUAUGUGUGUUGCUCCUAUUCAGUCUGCACAUUGUCAAAGAAAAAUCUCUUGAAUGUCCAGUGGGAACUUUUUUUACUUAACAGAGUUGCCUUUGUCCAGUGUUUUGCUUUUUUAUGGGAUCUAACAGAAAGACCACAAAAAAGUGUUAGUGUCCAGCAGCAUACAGCAGCACCAAGUGGAGGAAGGUGUAUUAUGCAUUUUUUGUCUUUCUCUAAGCAUCGAUAAGGUUACCAUGAAGCAAGGUACAGCAGGUGGAGUCAGUGUAUACAAAUCUUAAAUUCUAAACCGUGUGUAUUCAGUGUUAGUGUACUUGAAAGUAGGUUAAGUGAACAUGUAGUUACUUACAAUUAGUAGAGAUUUUGUGAAGGUAAUAUCUAGGGGCAUAUAUUUUCCCUUUGCAGCAGGUAACUCCAUUACCUAAUGGCUUAACUGUCUGCUCGAUGUUAUGGUACAGGUAGAAGCAGCAGAAUCAUCUGCUGAACAUGCCGUAGGUCUGCCCUGACAGUCCCUUGUUCUAUACAGAAUAAAUAAUAUUUGAUAGCAGUACAGCAGGUGCAGCGCAGGACCAGAAAGAAAACAGAUUAAGCUUGAGCCUGUGAUUUCAAAGGAACUGACUGCUAUGUGAACUGGUGUGACGUAUAAUAAUCCUUGAGCUGUGGGUGAGAAAAAUCACGUGCAAGAAACCAUAGGGGAGGUCUGAAAAAAUGCUUAGGGUCCUCAUGUAAUAUUUGAGCUUUCGUGUAAAACAAAACACUAUUUCCAGUCCUUUGAAUUUUGUGGAGGGUGUUCCUGUUUCCCUAUUAAAUUUUCCUUUUGUCUUCAGCCAGAUAAAUAGUAGGAAGAGUGAUAGCUGAAAUACAUUUUUCCUGUUCACCCCAGUGAGAUAAUGGCAGCCUCAUUUAUAUAGGUCAGGCCUUUUUAUCCUGAAGGAUUUCCAGUGUUCUUUACAAACUUUAUAAUACUGAAAUGCAUCCAGGUGCACAAUCCGUACGCUUCACAGUAGUAAGGGAACAGGAGUCUUAGUUGGGACGUUGUAAGAAAACUUCACUGAGAUCAAAAAACUUUUCCAUAAUCAUUUCACUAUUAGUCUAUGCACUUGUAUACAUUUUUUUAUUUUUAUUUUUUAUUUAGGUGCUCAAAAAGGUGCGGGACUAGUAGCAUUUCACUAGAACUAGAGGUAGUGCAGAUGCAUGGUGCUAUAAGUGUCCCUUGCUCCGCCCUGACAUUGCACCUCUGUUGUGAUUUGCAACACACCAUGCAUAUACUAAUCCUGGGUCUAUCUUGAAGCGUGAUUGCCAAUUGUUGCAAACUGUGUGGUGGAUGUGUGAAGUGGGCUAGGAACUAGAAUCAGAUCAACAAACUCUCGCUAAUUUGUAAACUAAGACAAGAUUUCAGCACAUAUUUCAAGUAGUUAAAAGGCUAGAAUACUUAACUCAUCAGCUAGUUUAUCUAGAGACUUAUAUGGCUCUCAUCACCAUAAUCUGAGUGUCUCAAUCAUUAAUGGAUUUUAUCCUCAAACACCCCUGUAGAGUAAGGAAGUACUGUCCCCAAUUUACAGAUGGGGGGGAACUGCAGCACGGGUAAACUAUACAUGACUUGCUGAAGGUUACACAUUGAGCCAGGAAUUCAACCCCACUCUCCUGAGUUUUAGUCCAGUGCCCUUUCCACUAGAUCAUCCUUCCUAUCCAAGACCUACCACGGACCAUUCAGAAUAACAUUGUUGCCAACUCUUGCAAUUUUAUGAGUAUUGUAAUAUUUAGUGUUUUUCUUAAAGCCGUAGAUCCUGGAGUUGUGAAUACUGCAAAAUCUCACUUUUUCCUUUUCUCCCCUUACCCCCUCUUCCCCCCCAAAAUAAAGCUAAAUUUCUUGCCCUUGGGGAGAAAAGCUUGAAAAUGUGAUCCCUAAAGGAUCAAAAACCAGAAGGCAUCUAAAAAAGCCAAAUCCAAUCUCAUGAUUUUUCUCUCAUUGAUGAUUUUUGAAUGCUUGGUGUUGGUAAUACUUGUAUUUUGCAUUUGUCAUAUUAAAUCAUACUGCACCUAAAGGGAAGAGUACCUCUAACAUACAGAGUGCAUUUUAGCAUUAAAGAUGUUAAGCACAGUGUUUAGGUUCAGGCUGAUACCUCCCCCGACACAUUUUUCAAGAAUGUCCCUAAACCUCUUCCAUUUCCCUAAUCAGAUAAUGCCAUUGAUUCAGCAGGUAAGAGAUAGAAACUACUCAAUUCAUCUAUGGCAUUGUUUUUAUUUAAUUUUCCCAUGAAGUAGUUGCACUUUACCCUUGGAGACUUGGUUGUAUCUCAGUCUCUUUGUGAUGUUAGAUUCGCUAUCUGCAGAUCUGGGGUUCAAUUUUUAGCUGAAAUGUCUCAACUGUAUUUUUAAGCAUAUUUAUUUUGGACCCACAGGUGUACAGAGCAAGAUGCAACAAAUAUGUAACAGUUCAUUGAAAAAUAACUGGCAUAAUAUGUGAAGAUUACCUAACAAAUGCCCAGAAAAUUUUCUUUUAAUUCUGUUUAUCCACAAUGUUCAGCUGGCCCCUGCCUUUCAGGCACAUGACAUAUUCCACACUAUUAAUCCUCCAAUGUGUAAAGCCUUUAAGCUAGAAAUCACUCCCCCCACCCCCGAUGCCAUGAUUAGUAAAAGGAGCAGAGCAUUCGUAUAUUCUACUACCUUAAGUAGCUGCUCUAACCAAUUCUUAUUUGCAGUAUAUACAAUAAUCUGAGGAGGCCCCUUCCAAGACUCCAUUGUUAAUGUUGCAUUGAAAAUGCAGUUAAAGUGGGAAUGUAAUCCAUGGUUACACAACGAAAAACAAGUAUUUCCUUCCCAAAUUGAUACUGCAUACUUAAGAGGUGCAGAAUUCUAUUUUGUGAAAGUUUUUUUUAGUGAUUCUAUCAAAUGCAUUUUAAAAUGACCAGUUCUGAAAAAUUUGACUGGCUUUAUAAUGUUCUUUUGGUUUCUCCUCAGUGAAGUGUCUAAAUU